UGUUAUUGCAGAGAAGUCUCACAGACUUAUUAAUACUGGAUUUUAUUCUUCUCCUUGUAUUGAUGAAAUCACUUCCGAAAGCAUUUUUACGUAUACAAAGUUUCGUCCUGCUCUUCUGCAGUUUUUAAGAAGGAAAAAGCUUCUAGGAAAACUAAAUAGAAGAAGAUGGAAGCUUCUUUAUGAUAAAUAUGAGCGUGCAUGGAAAAGUAGGAUUGACAGUUUACACAUGUCCCCGUCAUAUCAAGAAAAAGAAAUUGCUGAAAAGUACUUUUUUGAAAAAGAAUUUUCUCGUACUUUAAACAAUAAAAGUCUUUCAAAUCCACCACUUUCUACAAUGACUAACUCUUUUGGCCGAAGGAGUCAUUCUAGAGGAGGCGACGCAGUAAGGAGCGAAGCAGAAAUGGAGCAAGUUCUACUGGAGUUAAUGGCUCAAGAGCGCAGAGCUGGGAGCAGUGAAAAAUGGAAAUGCGCUAUGGCCACUAUUCCUUGUUUACUCACGGAAGAUGAAAGAAGAGUGAAGUUUUUUGAUAGAAAUAGGCUACUUUUUGAUAAGCGCCUUCUUUUAAUUAUGGAAGGCUUUAGGCGUCCUUGGCUUGAUGCUGAAAAAGAAAUUUUUUUAGAAAAGUAUAUGUCUGUAGUUAAUAAAGCAAUGUUUUGGUAUAAUAACAAUAACUUAAUAACUUACUGA
This is a messenger RNA of Zophobas morio, 688 nucleotides long. RefSeq names its product nuclear receptor corepressor 1-like. Bases 227 to 688 code for a protein of 153 amino acids. NCBI's taxonomy places the organism in Eukaryota, Metazoa, Arthropoda, Insecta, Coleoptera, Tenebrionidae. The record is from RefSeq and is a predicted model, not a curated record. The transcript is spliced from 7 exons.